AUGACUCCAGGGCUCGUAUCUGAUCAAUCUGAAAGCGUUCUUCUCGGUACUAAGCCAACCGUGUAUGUCUUGGAUUCAUUUCAGCCUGAGAUCAUCGACUUCUGCAAACAAAACUUCAACGCAAUCCUACCUGGACAAUCCGAACAUGCCAACUGGAAGGAAAACGCUCGUUUUCUUCUUGUGCGGAACUCGCGUCUCACAGCUGAGGAUAUCGCUGCUUGCCCGCAUCUCCUUGCAAUAGGGAAGCAGGGUGUCGGAAUUGACAAGAUCGAUGCUGAGGCCUGCUCUAGACGUGGCAUCAAAAUCUUCAACACACCCGGCGUCAAUGCGCGAGCUGUGGCCGAACUUGUUCUGACUUUGACGACAGCCGUAGCAAGACAAGUGGGAAGCAUUACACGGAAACAAACUUCUGGUAUUCUUGUACCCAAGGAGAAGUGCUCGGGUAUCAUUUUGCACCGAAAGACGAUUGGCGUACUCGGCAUGGGCAACAUUGGAAAGGCUGUCGCCCAGAUUUUCCGCGGAGCGUUCGAAGCUGACGUUGUGGCUUACGACCCUUAUUUGCCUCACGACGCCUGGUCUGAUAUUCCUCAUCGCCGAGCCCAGACGGUAUCGGAUCUGUUAUCAGUUUCCGACGUGGUGACGGUCCAUAUGCCGUUGACAUCCACCACUAGAGAUCUCAUGGGGUACAAGCAGUUCAAAAUCAUGAAGAGAACGGCCAUAGUCAUCAACACAGCUCGAGGAGGCAUCAUCAACGAGUGUGAAUUGGAGCAAGCCUUGUCAGAAGGCCUCAUCUGGGGCGCUGGUCUAGACUGUCACGAGGAGGAACCCCCUAGCAGGGAGAAAUACGGAUCGUUGUGGGACGUUGGUGCGGUUAGUACGCCGCACAUUGGGGCAGCGACGAGAGAGACUCAAGUCCAAACGGGCAUGGCAGCAGCUACUAAGCUGUUUGAAUACGCGAGGAGUAGGGCGUAG
This is a messenger RNA of Colletotrichum paranaense, 972 nucleotides long. RefSeq lists its product as uncharacterized. Gene Ontology annotation, molecular function: NAD binding; oxidoreductase activity, acting on the CH-OH group of donors, NAD or NADP as acceptor. Bases 1 to 972 code for a protein of 323 amino acids. The transcript has a single exon. Lineage: Eukaryota; Fungi; Ascomycota; Sordariomycetes; Glomerellales; Glomerellaceae. The record is from RefSeq and is a predicted model, not a curated record.